AUGCAGUUCAAGUCGCUCGCUUACAUCCUGCUGGGCCAGUCGGCCCUGGUGGCCGCCCAAUCGGCCACCACCACGUCCUCGGCCACGCAGGCCACCGCUACGUGCGAGCCUCACGAGGAUCACUGGCACUGCCCGUCGGGCGUGCCGCAGCCCUCGCUCAACCCCGACGGCUCGCCCAACCCCAAGGCGACCCAGGGCAGCAGCGACGACAACGAUCAUGAUCACGACCACGAUCACAGCCAUGACCAUGACACGGACAGCCACAGCGCGACCGCCAGCGCGACCGCCAGCAGCAACAGCACCACCACAGCCGCCGCCACCACUGGCCCUGGCGGCUGCACGCCGCACAACGACCACUGGCACUGCCCGUCUGGCGUCCCCAAGCCGACCACGCCUCCUCCCGGCUACACGCCCACUGCGUCGUCGACUGGUGGUGCUUCAACGAGCGCGAGCGCUUCGGCCACACCCACCACCGCCGCGGCGGGCAAGGCGGCACCCCUGAGCCUUGCCGUCCUCAUCGGCGGCAGCGUCCUGUUCGGCGCUCUUUUCCUGUAA
Akanthomyces muscarius is the source of this 555-nucleotide messenger RNA. RefSeq lists its product as uncharacterized. NCBI's taxonomy places the organism in Eukaryota, Fungi, Ascomycota, Sordariomycetes, Hypocreales, Cordycipitaceae. Bases 1 to 555 code for a protein of 184 amino acids. The record is from RefSeq and is a predicted model, not a curated record. The transcript has a single exon.